AUGAAUACUGAUAAUAGCAGUGACGACUUGGAGCUCGUGAAGAUUGUGCAUCAGAGGAUUGCAGCAGCCGCAUCUGAAGAGCACAUCAGCAAUUCUCGAGAAAGAGAACGCCAUCUUGGAGGAAAUCGACAACGACAACAUCCGAGGGAGAAUCUGACUGCACUGGGCCCACAUACCGGUAUUAGUGAUGCAAAGAGUAGUCAUGAGAAUGAUGGCAAAUUUGACUUGAUGGAAAUUGUAGCCCAAAGAGCCGCUGAUGCCAGGACGGCCAUUGAUUCUGAACAGGCUCAAGAGCAAGGUUUCCCAAAGUCCAGCAAUCAGGCUCUGGGGGCACAAGAGCACGACAAUAUUCCAAGCUCCAGUAUUGGUAUGACAUCUUUGAGGCGAAUGCGAAAUGUCAUUGCAGAGUUUGUACAGCCAGGGGCUUAUCCGGUUGAUGGGACCGCCGCUCCUCUUCAAGAAGAAGAUGGAUCUUCGGGAUCGGACAAUGAAGGCGAAAAAUGGGAGGAAGAAAAUAUUCAAGCUGUUGCAUAUCCCAUCGACCAUCAGGGAACGGAAGAAUUGCUCCCUAGUGGGGUCCCCUUCAUAGCGAGAAACAGAACUGCUUGGAAGAGAAAACUUUUGUGUUAUGUUUCACUUCAAAUGUUUGUGGGCAUGCUCAUUGUGACCACUUUCCUUGUGGUUUUUGUUGUGCGAGCUGCUUAUACCAACUACAUACAAUGUGAUGAUUCUGGGCAUAUGAAAGGUUUGUCCUUUAUUGGAAACAAGCUAGAUGGAACCAUUCCACCAGAGCUUUCCCUUUUGAGUUCAGAUUUGGAGAUUCUGUAA
Seminavis robusta is the source of this 828-nucleotide messenger RNA. Lineage: Eukaryota; Bacillariophyta; Bacillariophyceae; Naviculales; Naviculaceae. The record is from the annotation of a GenBank genome assembly.